Messenger RNA from Xenia sp. Carnegie-2017, 1598 nucleotides. RefSeq lists its product as uncharacterized. The transcript has 4 exons. The record is from RefSeq and is a predicted model, not a curated record. The coding region runs from base 327 to 1361 and encodes 344 amino acids. Gene Ontology annotation, cellular component: membrane. Lineage: Eukaryota; Metazoa; Cnidaria; Anthozoa; Malacalcyonacea; Xeniidae. Gene Ontology annotation, molecular function: UDP-galactosyltransferase activity. Gene Ontology annotation, biological process: glycosaminoglycan biosynthetic process.
AUAACAUGUCUUGACGUCUAGAGAUCAGUGUCUUUAGAUGUCUACUCAUCCAUGGACGAUCAUUCUUAUAUACCUCGAGGGAACGUUGGAGCACUAGUCGUCGCGCGAGAUCGCGACAAACACUGCACAUGAAUCAAGUUUCAAGGAAUGUAUUCACAUACGUCGCUUGUAUAACUACAAAAAAAUGAAACAUGUUUCUGCGUGACCUAUGGUUAUAUAUUGGCACAAUUUUCUCUUCAGUAUAUGCGAAGUUAUGUGAAAAAAGCAGUGGGAAUAAAAGUGAAGCAGCAUCAUUGGGAUGAAAACGACCAUAGUUGUGAGAAGUAAUGAAGAAGCAGCAAUCAAGAUGGUUUAUUUGGAUCAUUUUUGCAGUCAUGUUUGUUUUUAUAACAAUUUCCUAUAUUCUACUGAAUGGACAUAAUACUGCUUUAAAAACAAGAAACAUCACGCUUUCGCCUAGCAUUUUCUUCCCAAAAAAAGUGAAAAGUCAUAUUAAGAAGAAGGUAAUUAUUUUCGUUGGUAUCAUGAGUGCACCACGGAGAAAAGAGCGUAGGAAUGCGAUCAGAACAACAUGGUUGAAACAAUGUCGAAACAACAGCAUACCUUGCCUGUUUUUCACAGAUGCUCGGGACAUGUAUGGCAACCUUUUGCCACCGACAAUUCGCGCACCCCUCAUGAAAGAGCAAUCGAUUCACGGGGAUUUGAUCCUAGCACAAAGUCCUGGAGGUAUUAAUUUUGCUCUCCGAUAUCUGUGGAUGCUGAAAUGGGCAAAUUCUCGUUACAAGUUUCAAUAUUUUUUGCGCGUCGACGAUGAUUAUUUUGUGUGCAUGGAUAGACUUGUGCGUGAGUUACCAUAUCGUUCACAAAAAAAACUAUACUGGGGUUAUGUACAUUGUUGGCCACCGGGCGGCAUCAGAGUUGACGAAGGCUUUGUAAUCGUUAGCAAUGAUCUGGCUCAACAUUUUCUCCGCGAACGAAAUUCAUCUCUCAUGUGCCACCCGUACGGUGACCAGGCGAUGAUUAUGUGGAUUAACAAUAUUCCAGGGGUAACGUACUUCGGAGACCCAAGGGUGAUUUAUGACGUUGUGGACUACACUUCUAUAGUAAAGACGGGUGAUAUUUGUGCCAGUUUUUUAGGUCUGCAUGGCAGCUAUCCAUGGAAAAUGAAGAAAUUCUGGUCACAGUUUUUGGAAAUGAGAACUGAGACGUACCAUGUACCUAAAAUAACUUAUCCGUGCGGCUCUCAAAACAAGACUUUCGAGUAUAAAAAUUUUGGAGGAAUGUAUUAUGCAGUGCCAAGGCCUUGUAAGGAAAACCCAACGUGGCAGAUAGGUGAAUUUUACCAAGGAAGGGAGGGCUGAGCCGAUCAGAUGAAAUGAACUGCUAGUGUCCUUAACAUGGCUGAAGUAUUCAAAUGAUAACAUGUGUUACUUCUCUGAACUUUUAUCUCACGUUUGUUAGAAAACUUGUCGUUGAAUAUAAAUAUUUUAUUAAAUUUUACUUGAGUCUUCUUGGAAAAUAUCUAUCUUCCUGGAAAAAAUUUAUCAAGGUUUUUUAUGAUAAAUGCCUUUGUUACAAUUACAUAUGAUACUUGCAAA